AUGGCCGAGCAAGAGACCAGCCGUACGUCUCAUCAGGCACGAAAUAAUGCCCCAAACCGGUCUCAAAGUGAGGGCCAGGGUUCAGCAUCGCGUUCUCGGGGAGGCUCAGGUGGAGGACGCCGUAGGGGAAGGGGAGGACGGAAUCGUGGCCAGCGACAGGAUGAUUCAGCGCAGGUUCCCGAAGGCCGCGGAAUCGCCCCUCAGACAGGGCCUGCCGAUGCCACUAUUGCUGCACCAACCAUAGCCGCCCCCGAAAGCUCAGGGUCUUCUAGAGGCAGAAGAAACCGGCGAGGCAAUCGAGGUGGUUCUCGAGGGCAAGGAAACCAAGGCAGAGGCGUGUUCUCUAUGGGGCCGCAGCGCACUUUUGGUGGACGCUUGACUACAACCGAACAACCGACAGAGAUUGCUCAGGAUGCAUCAUUGAGUGCAGAUGCCCCAGAAUUCGUGCCCGGACAGCCUGUAUCCCAGAGGAGUGCCCAACAGCAUCCAUCAAGCGCCCCUCAGCCCACAGGCCAAGGACGCUCAAGAAACCGUACGAGGAACCGUAAGCAGGACAGACCCCGCCAAGAGGUUCCCAAGUCGAGUGCCUCGGAAUUAUGGCAACGGAUUCAGGAAGACAUUGCCAAUUGGAACUAUGAGUGCCGUAUCUGCACCGAAGAGGUUACUCGAAAAACCGAGGUCUGGUCGUGCACUACCUGCUGGACCGUUGUUCAUCUUGAAUGUGCCCACCAAUGGUGGGAUACGUCCAUGAAAGUCAACGAGGAGAGCGGCGACAAAUCUUGGCGUUGCCCUGGGUCCCAGUCGGAACAGCAUUUUGCCUCCUCAUUCAUGUGGGCAAACAUGUUCCAAGCCCAGAUCGACAUGCUCCCACCCAUGCACUCUUCAAUGUCAUCCUGGCCCAUGUCCUCCGUGCACCGGAUACCGAUUACCACAACGGGUGGAGUUGUCGAGAGCGUUGCGGCGAUUUUCUACCUUGUGGUCAGCAUGAAUGUCCUCAAACAUGCCAUCCAGGUGUCUGCGGUACCUGCGAGGUGCCGGUCGAAGCCAAGUGCUAUUGUGGACGAGUGCAAAAGGAGAUGCUAUGUUCCAAACAGGAAGACAUAUGCGAUUCGUUCGAUCUCGCCAGCAAUUCCUGGUUUGAGGGCUCCUUUAGCUGCGAGAGUGCUUGCGGAAGAACCUUCGAUUGUGGGGUACAUCGUUGCCAGAUUUCUUGUCACCCGCAAGAAGAGGUCUCGGCUCAUUGCCCUUUCUCUCCGGACGUUGUCACCCAUUGCCCUUGUGGCAAGACACCGCUCAAGGAACUCAUGGAGGAGCCCCGUCAAACCUGUGAAAAUAAUGUUCCUCACUGUGAGAGGAUUUGCGAGAAGAAGCUGGAAUGCGGUCAUCUCUGCCAAUCCUUGUGCCACACUGGGGAGUGCGACCCUUGCACCCAAACGAUGGAGAUUGACUGCCGCUGCGGCCGAGUCACGGGUGAGACGAUCUGCCAUGAGGGAAAUGUCCAACAUCCCCUAUGUUUCAAGAUAUGCCAGGCUACUCGCAACUGCGGAAGGCAUCGAUGCGGAGAGCAUUGUUGCCCCGGUGAAAAGAAGGCAUCUCAACGUAUUGCUCAGCAGAAGAAGCAACGCCUGGGCCCUGAUUUGCUACCAGUUGAGGCCGAGCAUAUCUGUGUCGCCGUCUGCGGACGACCACUUAAGUGUGGCAGUCACUUUUGUGAGCAACUCUGCCACCGCGGAGCUUGUCAAAGCUGUCCCGAGGCCAUCUGGGAAGAAGUUUCGUGCAAUUGCGGCCAGACAGUCUUGCAUCCGCCACAACCAUGCGGAACGAGACAGCCAUCUUGCACCAAUCAGUGCCAGCGGCAGACUGCAUGUGGGCAUCCUUCUGUUGACCAUCAGUGCCAUCCUGAUGAUGUAUCCUGCCCGCCGUGCACAUACCUCGUUCAGAAGCGAUGCAUCUGUGGAAAGAAGACCUUUCACAACAAGCCUUGUCAUUUGCAAGAGGCUCAUUGCGGAGAGCAAUGCGGGCAAAAACUCUCCUGCGGGCUCCAUACAUGUAAAAAGCUAUGUCACCGCCCCGGAGAAUGCGGAGACGCUCAAAACGGUUGCGAGCAAAUAUGCGGAAAGCCCAAGCUGCUAUGUAAUCACCCAUGCCAGAGCGUCUGCCAUGGGCAAACUCCCUGUAAAGAAUCAACAGCUUUGCCUAGCAAGUACGAGCAACCCUACUCCGAGUCGACCAGAUAUUCGAUGUGAUGAGGAGUGCGAACGACUUGACCGUAACCGUCGCCUGGCCGCAGCUCUCAAUAUCGACCCUGCUUCUCACACCAACGACCAUAUUCCCUUCUCGGACAAUACUCUAAAGCUCUAUAAACAGAUGCAAUCAUGGGGAGAUGCCCAGGAGAGCCAAUUCCGAGUCUUUGCUGCUAACAAAGACGAAGUUCGUUUACGAUAUGAGCCAAUGAAGAACCAGUCACGCCAAUUUCUUCACUUGCUCGCCGAGGACUUCGGCUUCGAGAGUAAGAGUGAGGACUACGACAUUCACCGGUCUGUUCUAGUAUGGAAAUCAGAUAAGUUUGUUUCAGCCCCGACGAAGACACUUGCACAAUGUGUCAAGAUCCGAGCAACCCAAGCUGCUGAAGCUGCGGCUGCGGCAGCCAUUCGACCUCCAAGCCCACCAAUCCUCGAGACUGAGCCCUUCAAUGCUCUGGUACUUACAGAGCCUCGCUUCGGUCUGACCAUCGAGGAAGUCAAUGCCGCCCUCGAGCCGGAUCUCACGUCCAUGCAAGGCUUCAGGUUCAAGGUUGAUUUUCUGAAUGAGGAAGUUCUUAUCAAAGCUUCAGUAUCAUAUUCCGCAUUUCUCACACCCGCACCCAUGGAGAAGAGCCUCGAAAUUCUCAAACCUCGGAUCGAGCAGACUAUCCGUCGCGAAAAGCUUGCUGAAAGCGUCUUGCUCUGUCACUCAGAUGCUAACGGUGCAAUUUCUCGGCGAGAAGUAACCCUUCGGGCCGGCACUGGAGGAUGGAGUGCCGUAGCUGGACGCGCGGCUUCUAGACCAAUGUCCUCGUCUUCUACUCCUGCACCCGAAGAGGCAAAGCCCGGACGCAAACUACUUCUAGGGCUCAAGAAGAAGAGGCCGCAACAGCCAGAGGGGGGAAAGGUGUGGGCCGCUCUUGAUGGUGACGUGGAAUGCUAG
Messenger RNA from Fusarium fujikuroi IMI 58289, 3186 nucleotides. Its product is annotated as related to cysteine-rich protein NFX-1. Bases 1 to 3186 code for a protein of 1061 amino acids. Gene Ontology annotation, biological process: negative regulation of transcription by RNA polymerase II. The record is from RefSeq and is a predicted model, not a curated record. Gene Ontology annotation, cellular component: nucleus. Gene Ontology annotation, molecular function: DNA-binding transcription factor activity, RNA polymerase II-specific; RNA polymerase II transcription regulatory region sequence-specific DNA binding. NCBI's taxonomy places the organism in Eukaryota, Fungi, Ascomycota, Sordariomycetes, Hypocreales, Nectriaceae. The transcript is spliced from 6 exons.